Biomphalaria glabrata is the source of this 3801-nucleotide messenger RNA. RefSeq names its product zinc finger protein 345-like. The coding region runs from base 482 to 2344 and encodes 620 amino acids. Gene Ontology annotation, molecular function: RNA polymerase II transcription regulatory region sequence-specific DNA binding; DNA-binding transcription factor activity, RNA polymerase II-specific. The record is from RefSeq and is a predicted model, not a curated record. The transcript is spliced from 4 exons. NCBI's taxonomy places the organism in Eukaryota, Metazoa, Mollusca, Gastropoda, Planorbidae. Gene Ontology annotation, cellular component: nucleus. Gene Ontology annotation, biological process: regulation of transcription by RNA polymerase II.
GGUAUGGUGACGUGACAUCUAGAUUUAUAGAUCUAAAGUGUAGUGACUAGAGAUUUAGGAUCUAUAUAGAUUCUAGUAAUAGUUUAAAAUAUCUAGAUCUAUCAAUAUUAAUUAGAUCUAGAUCUAUAAAGGUUAAAACUUUACAUCGCAGACCCCUGACCCUGGCUUAUCAAUCAGGUCAAUAAGUUGACAACUAUGGAGAUUUGGUGUAUGAGACUCUAGAUCUAGAAAAUAGAUCGAGAUUCUAAAUGAACGUAUGCUGCCGUACUGACAUGUCCUCACCUGAAUACUGAAUAGUAGCUAGAGCUAGAUCUAAUAAUAUAUUAUAUAGACUCUAUAUAUUAGACAAUCUAUAUAUACAAAUCUAGACUCUGCUUAGUCUAGAUAGAUCUAUAAAGUUUCAUUUAAUCUAGAUCUAGAAAUGGAAAAGUUAAAAGGAGCUUAAGAUAAACAAGUUUAAAUACAGGCCUGCCAGACUUUGAUGAUGUCUGACACAAAGCUUGAUUUUUCUCUUGAACUGAACAAUGCCUUAAAACAUGUGAAGAAGGAAGUGGUAGAACCAGAUUUAGUAACACAACCAUGUGAAGCUCAGGACUUCCAAGUGCCGAUGAUAAAAAGUGAGAGGAUAGAUGAAGAGGAAUCAGACUUGAGUACACAACCAACAGGAAACUGUUACUCUGAAACAGACUUGACACAACCGUGUGAAGAACAAAACGUUGAAGUCUCGGUAAUAAAAAAUGAGAUGUUAGAAGAGAAAUCAGACUUGUACACAAAGCAAUCAGAAAACUGUGAUUCUGAAAACUCUUCGAAUGUCAGCCUUGGGCAUGAGGAGAGUAAUGUAAAGCAAGAGAUAGAAAGAACCAAUUUUAAAGAAAGCAAAAAACCUUGGUCCCUGGUGGUGAAACUGAAGACAAACAACAGUCUGGAUAUUAAGAAAGAAAAGGAAACAACUUUGGAAACAAAUGUACUCACUGAUAACAUGCAAGAUCCAGUUGCUGGAAACCAUUCUAAAGAAACAGUUUCUGGUAAAGAGAUACCAAAUUCUUGUGAUCAAGUGGAAAAAAAAAUUCAAUGUCAGGCUUGUCUCAAAGAGUUCACUAAACCUGCACUAUUAAAAAAACAUCAGCGGAGUCAUGCUGAAAAAAUAUUUCAAUGCCACAUUUGUCAUAAAAAAUUUACGACAACUUCACUUUUAAAAAGACAUCUAGUCAUUCACACUGGGGAAAAACCAUAUAAAUGUCAAAUCUGUCACAAAAAAUUUGCGUAUUCUUCGCAUAUGAAAAGUCACCAAAAGUUACAUUGUGGUGAAAAGCCAUUUAAAUGUCAAAUAUGCCUCAAAGAGUUUGUUUAUCCUGCGCAUUUAAAAGCACACAAAAUGAUUCACUCUGGUGAAAAUCCAUUUAAAUGUAAGAUAUGCUUAAAACAAUUCUUGUACCCUUCACAUUUGAAAAUACAUGAAAGGAUUCAUUCUGGUGAAAAACCAUUUCAGUGUCAAAUAUGCCUCAAAGGAUUUUCUAGAGCUUCACAUUUGAAAAGUCACAAAGUGGUUCAUACGGGGGAAAAACUAUUUCAAUGUCAAAUAUGUCUGAAAGAAUUUUUUCUAUCUUCACAUUUAAAAACCCACCAGCUGAUUCACACUAGUGCAAGACCAUUCAAAUGUCGCAUUUGUCAAAAAGAAUUCUUGUACCCUUCGUCUUUGAAAUCACACGAAAUGGUUCAUUCUGGCGAAAAACCUUUUAAAUGUCAAAUAUGCCACAAAGGAUUUUCUCGAGCUACAAAUCUGAGAGGUCACCAAGUGGUUCAUUCUGGCGAAAAACCAUUUAAAUGUCAAGUAUGCCUAAAAGAAUAUUCGUAUCCUUCCCAUUUGAAAACACAUGAAUUGACUCAUUUUGGGGAAAAUCCAAAUAAAUGUCAAAUAUGCCUGAAAGAGUUUUCUUAUCCUUCCCAUUUAAAAGCACAUGAAAAGAUUCAUUCUGGUAAAAAAACAUUGAAAUGUCAAAUAUGCCUGAAAGAAUUUCAUUCAUCUUCAAAAUUGAAAACUCACAAAGUUGUUCAUGCUGGUAAAAAUCCAUUUAAGUGUGAAAUAUGCCUCAAAGAGUUUUUGUAUCCUUCCCAUUUAAAAGCACACGAAAAGAUUCAUUCUGGUAAAAAUCCAUUUAAAUGUCAAAUUUGCCUGAAAGAAUUUCAUUCAUCUUCAAAAUUGAAAACUCAUCAAGUGAUUCAUACUGGUGAAAAACGAUUUAAAUGUCAAAUAUGUCUGAAAGGAUUUUCUCGUGCUUCAACUUUGAAAAAGCACCAAAUGCUUCAUGCUGAUGUAACCAUUAAACAGGAAAUUUGUCCCUAAAAAUUUUUUGCCCUCUUCAAAUGUGAAAAUUGGCUAAGUGAUUCAUUCUGGUCAAAAAUACAAUAUUUAAAUGUGAUAUAUACCAGAAAUAAUUUCCACAAUUUGCACAUUGGAUAAAACACCAAUCAGUUCAAACUGGUUAAAAAACAUAUGUAAAACAUAUGUUUUACAUGUUUCGGAUGUUCCUUCAGAGUUGAAGAUAGUUUACUUCCUAGUCCAAACCUCCCGCAGGACGACAGAGGAUGGGAGCUGACAGGGUUUGAACCUGGGACCAUUGAUAAGUCCAAACGACAGUCCAGCGUGCAAACCGCACGACCAGGCAGUUUUUAAUGUCAAAAGAAUUGUACUUUAUAGCUCUAGAUUUGAUUACGGCACACACAAGUUCAAACUGUCAAUGUUAAAUAUGUCUUGAACAUUUGUCUUUAUCUUCAUAUUUGAAACGUUUCAACUGAUUCAUGCAACAAGUGUUUUCUUUUUUUUUUUUUUUUUUAUGGAUUUUCUGAACUCACUUUAUGAUUCACUUGUUUUAAGUCCAAGUGUUGGAAAUAUUUUCUGCCAUUUCAACCACAACAUUUGCUGUAUUAGAAUGUUCUUUAUUUCUUUUCCCCAGUUUAAAUUAAAUAGUUUAUUGUUAGGGAACAGUUCAGAUACAUACUUAAGAGUCUAGAUUUGUUUUAUAGAUAUAAACGUUGAUUUCAGAUUUGAAAUUUCCGUUUGGCAGGUUUAUAAUAAAAAUAAAACAACAAUGUCAAAGAUUAAAAAAAAAUUAAUGAAUUAAUAUAUAUACUUUUUUAAAUUUGUUAACUUAUUAGAUAUUGUACACUUAUGUACUUUAAUGCCUAGCCAAACAAUAUGGGAUUUAAAUGUGUUUGGUUAUAACUAUUCAUAGUUUUAAAAAAGGUUUACACAUUGUCACUUAUAUUGUUUGUUAUUGUGUGCUUACAUGGUUCUAAAGAAAUUGAAUAUUUGUGUUCUAUGCAUGAGUUUUUGUGUUGUUUAUUUUUUAUUUUAACCCUAGAUUCAACUGCUUUAAACUUUACUACUAUCUUGGCUAGAUAUGGUCUGAAGUAUUUACAGAAAUCUGUGGUUGAUUUGAUUUUAAACAUCUAAUGUGUAUCAAGCAUACUUACCAAUGAAAUGUAUGUACAUGUCUCUCAGAGAAUAUCAAAAAAAUUAUAGCAAGCAGAAGUUUAUUAGCUAAAAAUGAACAUUUCAAUUUAUGUAGUGAUUCUUUAGAUUGUCAUGAUAAAUAGUAAAGUAUUGAAAUUUUUUUUUCAUAAAUAAACACUUUUUUUUUAAAUUGAACUUUGUCAGCUCUUUUGUUUUAAAUAUAUAUGCUUUGAAUUGAUAUUUGUUUUAAAACCUGCCACCAAUGCCAUUUAUUAAAAAAAUGUGUAUUUUAUUUUUACAUUUUAUAUGUUUUCAUUUAUAUGUUUAAUAGGCAAUAUCUUAAAAAG